Molecule: messenger RNA, 2625 nt
Organism: Kockovaella imperatae
Lineage: Eukaryota; Fungi; Basidiomycota; Tremellomycetes; Tremellales; Cuniculitremaceae
Product: lung seven transmembrane receptor-domain-containing protein
Exons: 13
Coding region: 1-2625 (874 amino acids)
Biological process (GO): retrograde transport, endosome to Golgi
Cellular component (GO): membrane; Golgi apparatus
Source: RefSeq, a predicted model, not a curated record
AUGCUGCGCUUGUCGAGUUCUCAUCUUGUGCUGGCUCUGGGGCUGGUCUUGAAAUCCCAGCAAUCAGCCUGGGCCUACACAGUGCCCAUCAGGGACACGGACGAUUUGAAAGAGGUAUGUUCAGGAAUGUGGGGAGGUCAAACGGCACAAAUCAAUGUCGAAUUCAAUCCCGCUUCGUCUGGACAAGUCGCUCUGGUCAUAUACGAAUGGAGUGAUGUGCCUUAUCUCGGAGUAGAGACCCCGGAUGUUAAUGGAGAUAGCAUGUAUCGUCCGAAAACAUACAUUUGCACAGAUUCAGCCAUGCGACAAGGCUUGUGUACCUCUGCUCAAUCAGGUGCCUUUAUCACUUCCCUUCCCGAGGGCAAAACCCUCGAAUCUACAUCCAUCUUCACUCAGGCUCUGCGAUUCGGCUCGGCCCCGAACGGGGGAGGCUACAACAAUGAUAUCGAGCAGCCGCCCAUGGAACAGACCCCGAGUUGGGGUCAGAACCAGGACCAAGGUCAGAACGAGGAGGACCAGGGUCAAAACUACGAUGGACAAGAUCAGGGACAAACACAAGGUGAAACGCAGGGUCAGAGCGAGGUUCAAGGUGGAGAUCAGGACAAUGGAUCUGACGGCUCUUUCGAUCAACAACCUGGGACCAAUGAUCAAGGUACCACCAACCCAUGGAGCCAAUCCCCUCCUUCAGAGAACAAUCAAGGCUGGGACGGACAGGCCAACCAACCUGCCGACAGGCCAUCAUGGGAGACUGAGGGAACUACGCAUAACGACGCUGGCUACAUUCGACCUCCUUCUACCCCAGAACCAUCUCUCGAAUCUGACCCGACCGACGAGGCACCAGUUAGCGAGAAUCCUCCAGCCGACAACGAGGACGCUGACGAUGACGAUGAAGAUGAAGAUGAUGCUUCGGGCAAGGAGGAGACUUCUUCAGGCUGGGGAUGGGGAUGGUGGGGUGGUAAUCGGAAACGUCAACUGGAUCUCAUCGACAACUUCGGCACUGCGAUUCAGGAUAUGACUGGAUCGCUGGAACAGGUCGACGCUCCACAGGCUGCUGUACAGGACCAACCUCAAGGCAAUGAUGGUCAAGAUGGUGAUUGGACAGACGUCUUGGCCAACUCGGCCCAAAAUGACGGAGUCGGUCGUCAAGGUAACGAAUGGGACAAUGUAGGGGACGUGCCUCCCACCUCGGAUCAGAGCGACCAGGACAACAAUGGGUGGAGCAAUCCAGUGCCAACAAUGGAUGAGCCUUUUCAGAAUCAGCAGCCGGGAGAGAGCGAUGAACAGGAGGAUGUUAGUCCUGGCUCGAGCGAGCAAGCUGCAUAUUACACCGGGACAAUCGAGUAUCCAGUCCGAAAGACGGGAUACUAUUGUGUCGGCGUCGUGCCGGUCACUUUGCUCAACUCGCGUGACAUCAGCUCUCGACAGGACGCUACACAUGCAGAGUACAGCGGUCUUGUCACUUUCCAGAACACUUUUGAAGGUCAAUUACCGGCUGUGGAGUAUCCCAAGAUCAAUUUUUAUCUCCUCCUGAGCGUCGUCUAUGCCGCUCUAGGUCUGGGAUGGGCUUUCCUCUGCAUCAAGCACCGGAACGAGCUUCUCCCCAUGCAGUACUACAUCUCCGGGAUGAUCGUCUUUCUCAUCAUCGAGAUGGUGGCCAAUUAUGGCUAUUACCGAUACAUCAACAAGCAUGGCGGUGGCGCCAGCUCGCUCGCAUUCCUAUUCGUCGUUUCUAUCCUGAACGCCGCUCGGAACUCGCUGAGCUUUUUCCUCUUGCUCAUCGUGAGCAUGGGUUUGAGCGUCAUAACCCAAAGUUUGGGAAGCGUCAUGGGCAAGAUUCGCAUGUUGACCGGAUUCCACUUUGUCUUUGGCGUGCUCUACUCUGUCGGAACGGUUGAAGUUGAACUGGACCGCGCCUCCCUCGUCAUCAUCAUGAUCCUCAUUUUCCCUUUGGCUCUUACACUCACCGCGUUCCUCAUGUGGAUCAUCGUCAGCUUGAACGGCACUAUCCUCCUCCUCAAAGCGCAGAAGCAACGACACAAGCUUCAGAAGUUCCAGCGACUCUGGCGAAUUCUGAUCAUCGCGGUGAUCGUAGUCGCUGGCUUCUUUGUCAUCUCUUCAAUGAGUCUGUCCAACAGAUUGGAAGAGGACUACGCUCCGAAGAAUUGGCGAUGGCGGUGGAUCCUCCUCGAUGGCAGUCUGGCUACUAUUUAUCUUUGCGUCUUUUCUGCUAUCGCCUGGCUCUGGCGUCCGACCCGUGACAAUGUCCGCUUUUCCAUGUCACAAGAGCUUGCGCAGGACGAAGCGGAGGCCGAUGCGGAAGACUACGAGUUCCACGAGAUGGAGAAUGGUCGUGAGGGUCAGCAUCAACCUUUGAACCAGGAAGACGAUUUUGAUGGUGAUUUGGACGAAGAUGCGAGAUCUUUGAAGAGUGCAAAGGUCCGAGCCAUGGGUCACAAGGGAGGCGUCGGAGAUGAGAAUGUCGUAUUUGCGAUGGGAGACGACAGUGACGAGGAUGACUUUGGAUCACCAAAAGCCGGCGGAGGAGGAGGUGGUAGGGGUAGUCCCCCUGAAUACAGGGACGAGGAUAGUCCACGGAGAGAGGUCAAGGGUGUGAAGAAUGAUUGA